GUGAAGGAGCUGGGAAUCGCUCUCUACAAUUGUAGCUGCCUGGCUCAGGAUCUCCACCGGAUCUUUGCCAUGUACCGGAUCUUGGGCAAAGAGGGAGCCUCCUUGCCCACCACCUGGCCCAGGGAUCUGGCGGCUAAAUCCAGCCUGGAGGAACCUCGGAAGAUUCAACUAAACGGGGUAGAAGCCCAGGUCUACAUUUCUAGCUCCCCGCCGGCUCUCUGCUCCACCGGCCGGACGUCGGACCUCAGCGCCAUUCUGAGCACGAUUGGAGACGCUCAAGAAUUCAUCUAUAUUUCUGUGAUGGAUUACGAGCCGCAGUGCAUCUACUGUAACCCAAAAAGGUGA
Messenger RNA from Thamnophis sirtalis, 345 nucleotides. NCBI's taxonomy places the organism in Eukaryota, Metazoa, Chordata, Lepidosauria, Squamata, Natricidae. The record is from RefSeq and is a predicted model, not a curated record.